This is a messenger RNA of Chelonoidis abingdonii (Abingdon island giant tortoise), 1062 nucleotides long. Lineage: Eukaryota; Metazoa; Chordata; Testudines; Testudinidae. The record is from RefSeq and is a predicted model, not a curated record.
AUGGAGAUCCUGCAAGGCACCCGCACAGGUGAUAGGACAAUGAGUGAGAACAAUGAGGAGAAUCAACAGCAGGAAGUUCCUGGGAAAGUGGAACCACAGGGAACGUUUUUGAGAAGAGCUGAAGGAAUUUUUUCCCAGUGCUUGGAACAGGGGAAAGCCUGGGGAAAUUGGCACAGGUCAGAGAGGCACCUGGGAAACCAUCCAAGGAAGAAAGUGGAUGAAUCCAUUCAAUAUGGGGGAGGAUGCACAAAUCCCAAGAAAAACACAGCCCAGCAGACAAAUCACAAGGAAGAGAAACCAUACAAAUGCCUUGACUGUGGGAAAAGGUUUAGUUGGAGUACAAACCUUCUUACACAUUGGAGAACCCACACAGGAGAGAAAUCCUAUAAGUGCUUGGACUGUGGGAAAAGCUUCAGUGAGAAGUCAUACUUUAUUACGCACCAGAGAGUGCACACAGGAGAGCGACCCUAUAAAUGCCUUGAGUGUGAGAAAAGAUUUAGUCAGAGGUCAUACCUUAUUACGCACCAGAGAGUGCACACAGGAGAGCGACCCUAUAAAUGCCUUGAGUGUGGAAAAAGUUUUAGUGAAAGUUCAUCCCUUAUUAAACAUGGGCGAAUCCACACGGGAGAAAGACCCUACAAAUGCCUUGAGUGUGGGAAAAGAUUUAUUGAAAAUUCAUCCCUUACUAAACAUGGGAGAAUCCACACAGGAGAAAGACCCUAUAAAUGCCCUGAGUGUGAGAAAAGAUUCAGUUUGAAAUCAGCCCUUAAUGCACACCAGAGAAUCCACACAGGAGAGAAACCCUAUAAAUGCCUGGACUGUGGGAAGAGUUUUGCUCACAAUUCAGGCCUUAUUGCACAUCAGAGAAUACACACAGCAGAGAAGCCCUAUAUAUGCUUGGACUGUAGGAAAAACUUCAGUCAUAAAUCAAACCUUAUUAAACAUCAGAGAAUCCAUACAGCAGAGAAGCCCUAUAGAUGCUUGGACUGUGGGAAAAACUUUAGCCACAAAUCAAACCUUACUAGACAUGGGAGAAUCCACACAGGAGAAAGACCAUGUUAA